UACAGACUGUUCUAUUUCUAGGCUGGAUCCGUUUGGCAAGAUGGACUCUGUUUCAAAUGCUUGUGCAUGGAAAUGGAAGGACAAUUUAUUUCUACUUGCCGAGAAGAAAUAUGUCCUAAAAUGCAUGAUCUGCCGGAUGCUGAGAAGUAUGUUCGAGAAGUGGUAGAAAUUCCAGGAGCUUGUUGUCCAAGCUAUCGCCGUACUGCUUGCAUGUUAGAAGGUACCAUAUAUCAGAUUGGAUUAGAAUGGCCUUCUCCAGAUGGUGAUUUUUGCAAGAAAUACAGCUGUGUGGCUGAUUUUUCAGGUGAAGCAGCCAUCAUGGUGAAAACUAUAAAUUGCCAAAAAGAGUGCCCAGAAUGGGCUGUGUAUGCGGAGGCUUCCCCAGAAUCUAACAAGUGUUGUGGUAAGUGUGUGCCAACUCAAUGUGAAGAAGAUGGACUUCUCUAUGAUGAUGGUGCAACGUGGAUAUCUAAGUCUCAACCUUGUUACACAGCUACCUGCACAGUGAGGGAAAAUGGAACUCAUAUAGCUUACAAAGGAGAAAGCUGCCCAAUUAUGCCAGAAAACUGUCCUCUAGAAAACAUAAGAACUGAUCCAAAAGGAUGCUGCUCAUACUGCAAAACUACAACAGAUAAAUGCAACCCCGUUCAAGUUGCGGCUUAUGAAACCAGAGGAUAUUUUACAUAUGUGGAUCCAAUUAAAGGCUCGUGCAUGAAUCAUGAUGCACUAAAGAAUCUCACUAAGUGUGCUGGAUACUGUUCAUCUGAAUCCCUUUACUCAAAUUUGGAAGGAGAUUUCCAUAGUAUCUGCAACUGCUGCCUCCCAAUCAAGACCAAAGAUAGAAUCAUCAGCCUCACCUGUCACGAUGGAUCGACUGUCAAAAAACUGUAUCAACAGCCUUUGCUCUGCGAGUGUCGCUCUUGUUCAGGGACAGACAGAUCUCACAAAGCCAUGAACCAAAUUGAGCCUUACUAAAAAGAAAUUUGUUUAUAAGCUUAA
This is a messenger RNA of Parasteatoda tepidariorum (common house spider), 999 nucleotides long. NCBI's taxonomy places the organism in Eukaryota, Metazoa, Arthropoda, Arachnida, Araneae, Theridiidae. The record is from RefSeq and is a predicted model, not a curated record.